GAUCUCGGCGCCAUUUUGAGAAGUCAGCGAGAGUUGCGGGAAUAUUUCUAAAUUAGCUUGCUAACUCUGUGUGCGCCGUUCACGAUUGAUUUAGAUAAUAGAUAGCUUGAUAUUUAUACAGCCAUCUCUUAUAUACAGUUACACGGCUUUUCUUCAGUUAGCUAGCUAGGUAAGUAGUAAUCUUCGGAUGUCGGGGGAUAAUAUGUCGGGCGGCGGGAGCGUGGUUCGUGGCCCAGCGGGAAACAACGACUGUCGGAUCUACGUGGGUAACCUGCCGCCUGAUAUUCGCACUAAAGACGUGGAGGACGUGUUCUACAAGUACGGAGCGAUCCGGGAUAUCGACUUGAAGAACCGGAGAGGAGGACCGCCGUUCGCUUUCGUGGAAUUCGAGGACCCCAGGGAUGCUGAUGAUGCGGUGCACGGUCGUGAUGGUUAUGACUACGAUGGUUACCGUCUCCGGGUGGAGUUCCCCCGUAGUGGUCGUGGAGGGGGGAGAGGGGGGAUGGGCGGUGGAAGGGGCGGUGGUGACGGUGGAGGACCCAGAGGAAGAUAUGGACCUCCAUCACGACGCUCUGAGUACCGGGUCAUCGUCUCCGGUCUCCCCUCUAGUGGUAGCUGGCAGGACCUAAAGGACCACAUGCGCGAGGCAGGUGAUGUAUGUUACGCUGACGUGUUCCGGGACGGUACCGGCGUGGUGGAGUUCGUACGCAAGGAGGACAUGACCUACGCUGUCCGCAAGCUGGACAACACCAAGUUCCGCUCCCACGAGGUAGAGACUGCCUACGUGCGUGUGAAGGUGGAUGGACCUCGCAGCCCUAGUUACGGACGCUCCCGCUCUCGGAGCCGUAGCAACGGGCGUAGCAACAGCCGCUCACGCAGCUUCUCACCGCCGCGACGCAGCCGGGCCUCUCCACGCUACUCGCCACGACACUCACGCUCCCGCUCCCGCACCUAGAUACACACACCUCCAGGAACCCCAGCCCAGCAGACCCCAGCCCAGGGAGAGGGAUGUGAGAUCAUCAGACCAGGAGACUCAAGACAGACGCCCUCCGGUGGAUCUUCUAAUGCGUUACAUCAUUCUACCGUUCUGCUGUUCCUCUUGCCUCGCCUUCCUCUUCUUGUUCUUCUUCCCCUCCCUCUGUUCUUUCAUCCCCUUGUUUUUGGUCUAGUUUGCCACAGAUGUUAUUAUAUUUUUGUUUCAUUCAUGAUCUCUGUUCUCUUUUGUAUCUGCCCCCCCCUCCUCCAUCUGCCUCCUGUCUCUUUACAGUCCUGCACUCCCAUCUCCUUGUCCCCCUCCUAUCUCUUCUCUCUCUCCCGCUCCCCACUCUCUUUGUCUUGGUGUUAUGGCUGCUGGGGGGGAAGGGAAGGUGUCAUGCUGUAUGGAGGGAUGGGGUGGAAAUGGGAAAGAGGGAGGUUUUUUCUUUUGUGUUGAUGGAGGGAUGGUUUGAUUUGUGUUCUGAUAGGCUUUUGGGACACAGGAACAGAGUCUGAAUUGGCUCGGAAACAGGAAACCGUUUAUAUUAGCAUUAACAGGAGGAUGAGGAGUCAAAUACCCAGCCAAUGCUAUGACGACAGUCUUUCACCCAAAUAGCUUUCCGACCUGUUUAUUUUUAUGAUCCAGUUAUAACUGUUAAUAAAUGUUUUAAAACGGCA
This is a messenger RNA of Oncorhynchus tshawytscha (Chinook salmon), 1653 nucleotides long. Its product is annotated as serine/arginine-rich splicing factor 1B-like. The transcript has 4 exons. NCBI's taxonomy places the organism in Eukaryota, Metazoa, Chordata, Actinopteri, Salmoniformes, Salmonidae. Gene Ontology annotation, molecular function: mRNA binding. The record is from RefSeq and is a predicted model, not a curated record. The coding region runs from base 188 to 955 and encodes 255 amino acids. Gene Ontology annotation, cellular component: cytoplasm; ribonucleoprotein complex; nucleus.